UUCCGCAGUGGACUUUGUCAGUCGCUAUCUGUAUUUCAAGUAAAGCGCACGUUGAAUAAAAACAUUCGUUAAUUAGAAACCAUGGCCUUGUUAUUGUGGGCUUGCAUUAUAGCUCUCCUUGUUUAUUUGUGGUUCGAUAAGAUUUUGAAGCCUCACAAGUUCUGGAAGAACAGAGGAAUCAUACAUAAUAAACCGGUGCCGAUUUUCGGUGAUACACUUGAUAAUGUCAGGCGAAAAGAAUCUUUCGCCGCGUUAACAACGAAAUUAUAUAACCAAUUCAGUAAUGAACGAUACUUCGGAUGGUACCAAUUCAUGUCGCCGAUCCUGAUGAUCAGAGAUCUCGAUCUCAUCAAGCAGAUCGGUAUUAAAGACUUCGAUUAUUUCACCGAUCAUGUGAGCUUCAGCACCGAAGACAUCGAUCCGCUUUGGAGUAAAAACUUAUUUUCCAAUAAGGGUCAGAAAUGGAGAGAGAUGCGACCGGCGCUCAGUCCUUCCUUCACUGGAAGCAAAAUGAAAAUGAUCUUUCACUUGAUGGUAGAAUGCGCCGAAAAUUUCGUCCAAUAUUAUCUUGAGAAAAAUGAGAAGAUCGUCACGGUCGAGAUGAAAGACGUUUUUACCAGAUUCACGAACGACGUUAUAGCGAGUGCAGCUUUUGGAGUUAACUGCAACUCGCUGAAGGAUCCUGAAAAUGGUUUCUAUAAGAGAGGUUUGGAGAUUACAGAUUUCAGUGGUUUUAAAGGACUUAGAUUUUUCUUCUAUAAAAUAAGCCCAAUUCUCACAAAGUUAUUUAAUAUUACAAUUAUUUCCAAAGAGGCUGGUAAAUUUUUCAAGAGUAUAAUCGAAGAUUCUAUUAAAUUGCGCGAAGAGCAACGCAUAAUUCGACCAGAUAUUCUUCACAUGCUGAUGGAAGCCAAGAAGGGUAAAUUGAGCGAUGAUUCAACGAAUAGCAACUCGGAAGGAUUCGCUACAGCCCAAGAAGCAGCUUACCAUAACACCUCAAAAAAAACUGUAAUCACCGAUGAUGAUAUUGUGGCGCAAGCCAUCAUAUUCUUCAUCGCAGGCUUUGAUAGCUCCUCAACCCUCAUGACUUAUCUCGCCUAUGAACUCGCCGUGGAUCAAGAAGUCCAACAAAAACUGUACCAAGAAAUUUAUGAAACCGAUAAACUCUGUAACGGAAAAUUGACUUAUGACGAAUUGGUGAAAAUGAAGUACCUCGACAUGGUCGUCUCCGAAACUUUAAGAAAGUGGCCUCCAACUCCAACUACUGACAGAGCUUGCACGAAGAAUUACGUAAUCCCAGCAUCGAAACCCGGAGAAAAGGACGUGACGAUCGAGAAAGGAACGACGGUUUGGUUUCCUAUUUACGGCUUGCACAUGGAUCCGCAAUACUAUCCGGAUCCCACGAAAUUUGACCCGGAACGGUUCAGCGAUGAGAACAAGCAUAAAAUAAAAUCAGGUACUUUCGUGCCUUUCGGAGUUGGACCAAGGAAUUGUAUUGGAUCCAGAUUUGCUUUGAUGGAAAAUAAGAUUAUCGUGUACUUCAUCUUGAAGUACUUCAAGAUUGUGCCAAUCGAGAGGUCGGUCAUCCCGGUCGUUUUGAGCAAGAAACAUUUCAACAUGACUGCUGAGGGUGGAAUGUGGUUGGGUUUGGAAAAACGAUCACUCAUAUAAUUUAAUAGUAAAAAGAAGUCCUUUUAUCAGUAAAAUUUGCGUCAGUUGUUGUUAUCAAAAUGCAUCAUAAUAAUUUCGGCAUUGCUUGCAAAUCAUUAAAGAAUAAAUAAAAAAUAUUUAUCAAAA
This is a messenger RNA of Nicrophorus vespilloides, 1797 nucleotides long. RefSeq names its product cytochrome P450 9e2-like. Gene Ontology annotation, molecular function: heme binding; iron ion binding; monooxygenase activity. The record is from RefSeq and is a predicted model, not a curated record. The transcript is spliced from 6 exons. NCBI's taxonomy places the organism in Eukaryota, Metazoa, Arthropoda, Insecta, Coleoptera, Silphidae. The coding region runs from base 82 to 1671 and encodes 529 amino acids.